AUGCCAUCAAGAGCGCAGGAAAUCCAAGAUGGUUUCAAAGUAAACUGGAUGAAUCUUCGGGAUGCUGAAGACGGGAAAGUUCUAUGGCAGGGAAACGAUGAUCUAUCCGUUCCUGGAACUGAACACAUUGCAAGAGUCCCGAGAAAAAUCCUGUCUUGUCGGUCUGUUUCACGAGAAAUCAACUUCUCUUCAGCCCAGGCCAUGGAAAAGUUCAGAUUGGAACAACGGGUGCUGUUUAAAGGAACUUGUCUAGAAGAAUGGUUCUUCGAAUUCGGCUUCGUUAUUCCGAAUUCCACGAACACGUGGCAGAGUGUGAUAGAGGCAGCCCCUGAAGCACAGAUGAUGCCAGCCAAUGUACUCAGUGGGAAUGUGGUGAUCGAGACUAAAUUCUUCGAUGGCGAUCUCUUGGUGUCGACGUCCAACGUGAGGCUGUUCUAUAUUUGAAAUACGUGGAUGCAGAGGACCUGCUUCAAAUCUGAUCUCAAGCCAAAGAAGACAUUGAAACGAGAAACGUCAAUUUUCAGUGUUCUUCAAGUCGGUUAUCUUUUUUAUUUUGGUUCGGAAAGCCGUUUGAAAGCAGCUGGUGGGCCAUAAAGUGCAAGAGAUCUUCAUUGUUGUUGCGUAGAUCAUGCAUCUUCAUUUUAAAAUGUUUUUUUCUACAAAAAAUGUGCCGCAUAUUUCUUUCACGGCGUUGACAAAUUGCUCAAUGGCCUUUCGAAUGUUGCUUGUCAAGUGGAUCCACCGCAACGGCACUGGCGUUUUCGCCGAUGAUAUAGACGUUUGGUCGUUAAACACAACGCGCAGACAAUAUUAUUCUUUGGAAACUCGUCUUUCGUGAUCUUUGACUUGGUUAUCUUUUUUCUCCGCGCCACAGCGUCUAUUUUUUGAGAGCGAGAGGUUAAUUUUCUGUCAAUGCGAUGUUCUCUGCACUUAUGAAUUCGUUGUCGUGACGCACUUCGGCUGUAGGCAUUCGAAAUUUAUUUUUGCCGUGCUAUGUCAGCGAGAUUCGUUGUGCGCAUCUUAUUCAUGGUGGAGUAAUAUCAGGAAUCGAUGGGCUAAUCCCAGUGUGGCAUUAGCCCAUGGGCGUUUUCCGAAAAAUAGCUGUCCUCGCGCACCCGCCCACCCCGCGUUGCGUCCUACACCCGGUGGACUGCUGUUGGUCCCUUUGUGACGAUGCUUUUAUGCCUUCGGCUGUACUCUGACGAAUGACUCUGGAAACUUUUGGUCGUAACACAUGCUUUGUUUUUGUUUGCCGUGCUUCAUCGAGUCAUGAUGUCGAGUCGUCGUUGUGAUAUUAAAAGUUUGAAAACAGAUACA
Notodromas monacha is the source of this 1317-nucleotide messenger RNA. The record is from the annotation of a GenBank genome assembly. Lineage: Eukaryota; Metazoa; Arthropoda; Ostracoda; Podocopida; Cyprididae.